CGACAUCACUCAUGCCGACGCCGUGCGGCCGGUAAAGAGGGAGGACACACGCCGCGCGGGGAGUGGGAGGGCGAUGAAGCCGCCAUCGCAGCCGCAGGGCCGGGGAGGCGGACGCGGGGGUGGCGCGCUGGGCCGGCGCGCGUUUGCGUCCCUCCUCGCGGCGGCCGUCGUCGCGGUGGCCCUCCUCUGCCUCUUCUACGGCGCCGCCUUCGCUCCCUCCAUCCGCAGCGGCAGCGCCCACCCUCGCCUCCCCCUCCGCCGGCUCGGGUUCCGGGCCCGGGCGACGGAGGCGCUCCCGGCCGACCUCGUCCUCCCCUCCAUCCCGGUGUGCGACGCAACGCACUCGGAGCUGAUCCCGUGCUUGGACCGCGCUCUCCACUACCAGCUCCGGCUCCGGCUCAACCUCUCCCUCAUGGAGCACUACGAGCGCCACUGCCCGCCCGCGCCGCGCCGCCUCAACUGCCUCAUCCCACCGCCCGACGGCUAUCAGGUGCCCAUCAGGUGGCCAAGGAGCAGGGACGAGGUGUGGAAAGCCAACAUACCUCACCCGCACCUUGCCGCUGAGAAGUCAGACCAGCGGUGGAUGGUCGUCAACGGUGAUAAGAUCAACUUCCCUGGUGGGGGCACCCACUUCCACACUGGCGCUGACAAGUAUAUUGUGCACCUUGCGCAGAUGCUGAAUUUUCCAAAUGGCAAGCUUAACAAUGGAGGGAAUGUUAGGAAUGUGCUUGAUGUCGGCUGUGGUGUUGCCAGCUUCGGGGCUUACCUUCUUUCGCACGAUGUACUUGCAAUGUCUCUUGCUCCCAAUGAUGUGCAUGAAAACCAAAUUCAGUUUGCCCUUGAGAGAGGGAUCCCAGCAACCCUUGGCGUGCUGGGCACAAGGAGGCUGCCAUACCCAAGCCGCUCGUUCGAGAUGGCACAUUGCUCUCGUUGUCGGAUCGACUGGCUUCAGAGGAACGGGAUAUUGUUGCUGGAAGUUGAUAGGGUGUUAAGGCCUGGGGGAUAUUUUGUGUAUUCGUCACCGGAGGCCUAUGCUCAGGAUCCCUUCAACAGGAAGAUAUGGAGACGGAUGAGCGAUCUUGCUCGAAGAAUGUGUUGGCGGGUUGCAUCUAAGAAGAACCAGACGGUGAUAUGGGCCAAGCCAUUGGCCAAUGGAUGCUAUAUGAGGAGAGAGCCUGGAACACGUCCUCCCAUGUGCGAACGUGAUGAUGAUCCAGAUGCUGCUUGGAAUGUACCCAUGAAAGCAUGCCUAACUCCAUACUCUAAGAGAGUUAACAAGGUUAAAGGCAGUGAAUUGCUUCCCUGGCCACAAAGGCUCACAGCACCACCACCUCGCCUUGAAGAGCUUGGGAUCAGUUCAAACAAUUUUUCUGAAGACAAUGAGAUUUGGCAUUCUAGAGUAACUCAGUACUGGAAGCACAUGAAAUCUGAGAUACAAAAGGAUCCCUUUAGAAAUGUUAUGGAUAUGAGCGCCAACCUUGGUGGAUUUGCAGCAUCUCUGAGGAAAAAGGAUGUCUGGGUAAUGAAUGUAGUUCCUUUCACGGAAUCUGGAAAACUAAAGGUUAUAUAUGAUCGCGGUUUAAUGGGGACUAUCCAUAACUGGUGUGAAUCAUUCUCGACAUACCCGCGCACCUACGACCUCCUUCACGCCUGGCUUCUAUUCUCUGAGAUAGAGAAGCAGGGGUGUAGCCUGGAGGAUCUGCUGAUUGAGAUGGACCGCAUCCUUAGGCCUCAAGGUUAUGCGAUCAUCAGAGACAAAGCCGCUGUCAUAAACUACAUCAAGAAGCUUUUACCAGCGCUAAGGUGGGAUGACUGGACAUUUGAGGUGAAAGCUAAGAAAGAUGCACUCUCGUCGGGUGAUGAAAGAGUAUUGAUCGUGAGGAAAAAACUGUGGAAUCAGACAUUGCAAGAUUUGUAGCAGUCGUAGCUCUCGUUGAUCCUAACUGUAGCUAACUGAGUACGGUGAUUAUCCUAAUCUUCAAGUGUAAUAUAGUUCUCGACUUUUUGUUUUACCGGUUGUGAUGGAAUGUUAAGACUUAAAGAGUAGAGUAGCAGUUAUACCACAUAUUACCAUAGGAAUUAGUGGAGCAAUUCGGAGUGCUCCACUCCUCUCGUGAACUGUUUGUUUCGUGAAAUGCUUGCGAAUAGUCAGGGGCUCAACAACCACUCUCCGAUUUGCAUUGA
Molecule: messenger RNA, 2184 nt
Organism: Setaria italica (foxtail millet)
Lineage: Eukaryota; Viridiplantae; Streptophyta; Magnoliopsida; Poales; Poaceae
Product: probable methyltransferase PMT9
Exons: 7
Coding region: 74-1918 (614 amino acids)
Cellular component (GO): trans-Golgi network; endosome; cytoplasm
Molecular function (GO): methyltransferase activity
Source: RefSeq, a predicted model, not a curated record